Molecule: messenger RNA, 306 nt
Organism: Serendipita indica DSM 11827
Lineage: Eukaryota; Fungi; Basidiomycota; Agaricomycetes; Sebacinales; Serendipitaceae
Source: the annotation of a GenBank genome assembly
AUGUCUGCCCUCGAGGAACAACUCACUUUGUUCGACGCGUAUCCUCCACAGGAGAGGGUGAUCAACAAGGCGUUUAGCCGGCCACUCGUCCGGUAUAUCGAAUUCUUGGAGAACAUACACGACAUGGUCCUCAAUCUAAAGGAGAAAUGCAGUCGUGGCAAACUCGACCUCUUCAAAGCCUUUAGCAAAGUCAAAGUGGACGCAGGGGAGAUUCGUAGACUCAAUCGAGAUAUCGAAGACAAGCACAAACAAUUCAUGGAGGCGCUGGGUCUUUUUACCGCGUUACGCAUUCAAACUAUCGAAUAA